Messenger RNA from Octopus sinensis (East Asian common octopus), 615 nucleotides. Its product is annotated as tRNA dimethylallyltransferase-like. The record is from RefSeq and is a predicted model, not a curated record. Gene Ontology annotation, molecular function: tRNA dimethylallyltransferase activity. Gene Ontology annotation, biological process: tRNA modification. The transcript is spliced from 3 exons. The coding region runs from base 1 to 615 and encodes 204 amino acids. NCBI's taxonomy places the organism in Eukaryota, Metazoa, Mollusca, Cephalopoda, Octopoda, Octopodidae. Gene Ontology annotation, cellular component: mitochondrion.
AUGAAGACUAGUGGUGGCCGAUUGCGUCCACUUGUAGCUGUACUUGGCCCAACUGGUUCUGGAAAAUCACAAAUAGCAUUUGCAUUGGCCAAAAAAUUUAAUGGAAGCAUUAUAAAUGCUGAUGCUAUGCAGAUGUACAAAGGAUUAAAUAUUAUUACCAAUAAACCCACUCCUUCUGAGUUAAACGCGUGUCCUCAUCAUUUAAUUGACUUUUUGGACCCUUUAUAUGAAAAUUAUAAUGUCAAGAUGUACAAGACCUAUGAGGGGUGUAGUAGACCUGAAUGCUAUUGUGUAUAUAAAUUAGAUGCCACAGGAUCCAAGGAUCUGUCGACAGACGUAAUUCCAAUGGCAAUUACCAUUGUUGCGGACUAUUUGGCUGUAUUGUCUCUGGUGAUUAUAAUUCAGAAACAAUCAUUACCCCUGCCGGAGACAAUUACGUUAUAUCAGGUUAAUGAAAGUAUUAAACUUUUUUUCAAUAAACUUAAAACAGGUUCUCAGAUAUUACCCGAUCAGUAUGCAAACUGUCAAGCAAUGCAAGCACUUUUUAAGAUUAUCAAAAUACCAUAUAAUGUAGAAUAUUAUAAAAAUGCAGAAGAAAUUUCUCCAAACGGUUAA